CUGCAGCUUUGCCAGUCUGACCCAGCGGGUAUUGCAUACAUCCUGAUCUCAAGAGCUUUCUGAAAUAUUUACUGAACAUUGGACAAAGGUAUUGUACUGGAAGAGAGAAAACAUUGAAGACUUCUUGAUUUACAACUCUAAACCCCAAGUGAGAUAUGGCUGAAAGUGCUUAUCAAGGGGAGGAGAACAGGGAGGAAGCCAUGCUUGAUGAGUUCACUGACAUGAUCAGAAAUCGAUCUGAUGAAAGAGAAGAUGUUCAAAGGAAAACAUUCACAAAAUGGAUAAAUGCACAGUUUGCAAAGUUUGGGAAACAUCCAAUUGAAGAUCUGUUCAGUGAACUUCAAGAUGGAAGAAGACUUUUGGAUCUUCUUGAAGGCCUCACUGGUGACAAACUGGUAAAAGAAAAGGGCACUACAAGGGUUCAUGCUUUAAACAAUGUCAACAAAGCACUUCAAAUCUUGCAAAAAAAUAAAGUUGAUUUGGUUAACAUUGGCAGCUCAGACAUAGUGGAUGGAAAUCACAAGCUGACCCUUGGAUUGAUCUGGAGUAUCAUCCUCCAUUGGCAGGUGAAGGAUGUAAUGAAAGGCAUUAUGGCUGACUUGCAGCAGACAAAUACUGAAAAGAUCUUACUAAGCUGGGUCCGCCAAUCAACUCGCAAUUACCCGCAGGUCAACGUUAUCAAUUUCACCAGCAGUUGGUCCGAUGGAUUGGCUUUUAAUGCACUCAUCCACAGUCACAGACCGGAUCUGUUUGAGUGGAAUAGUGUGCUCAGCCAACAAUCUGCUGUUCAUCGACUGGAUCAUGCAUUCAACACUGCCCAGCAACACUUGGGAAUUGCAAAUCUUCUCGAUCCUGAUGAUAUUGCAACAGCUCAUCCGGACAAGAAGUCCAUUUUAAUGUAUGUAACAUCGCUCUUCCAAGGUCUACCACAAAAAGUAUCCACUGAAUCUCUUCGAGAACUAGACACAUUGCCUCGCCAAAUAAUCCCUUCAGAAGAGCAAAUCAGACAUUUUGAUCAACGGCAUUUCUCUCAGCAAAUCACUGUCAAUGUAGCACAGGGACGAGUGCACACCCCUUCACCUCCUCCCAAACCUCGCUUCAAAAGCUAUGCCUACACACAAGCUGCUUAUGUCAUGUACCCUGACCAAAAAGGGAGGCAGUACCCUCCACAGAGAAUGGAAGGCAUGGAUGACAGACCAUUUGGCAAAUUAGAAAUGGAACCAAGAGUGGAUCUAGAAAGUUAUCAGUCAUCAUUGGAACAAGUGCUUACUUGGCUUCUUUCAGCAGAAGAUGUUUUACAAUGUCAAGGGCCAAUAUCUUACAAUGUAGAAGAAGUAAAAGAACAAUUUCAUACUCAUGAGGGCUUUAUGAUGGAAUUAACAUCUCAUCAGGGAAAUGUUGGAGGAGUUUUGCAAGCUGGAAGUCAACUAUUGUCUAUUGGGAAACUUUCUGAUGAUGAAGAAAAUGAGAUCCAGGAACAAAUGAAUCUCCUCAAUUCCCGUUGGGAAAGUCUCAGGUUGGCCAGCAUGGAAAAGCAAAGCAAUUUGCACAAAACUUUGAUGGACCUUCAGAAUCAACAACUGCAGCAGUUAAGUGAUUGGCUUUCACAAACGGAAGCAAGGACAAGGAGAAUGGAAGCGGAAAUUCUGGGCCCUGACUUGGAAGAUAUAAAGCGUCAGAUAGAAGAUCAUAAGGUUUUACAAGAUGACUUAGAGCAAGAACAAGUUAGGGUGAAUUCUCUAACGCAUAUGGUGGUAGUAGUGGAUGAAGCAAGUGGAGAUAAAGCUACAGCUGCAUUAGAAGAACAAUUACAGCAAUUGGGAGAUCGCUGGGCUGCCAUUUGCAGAUGGACAGAGGACAGAUGGAUACUUUUACAAGAAGUUCUUCUAAAAUGGCAACAGUUUGCUGAAGAACAGUGUCGUUUUGAUGCUUGGUUGAAAGAAAAAGAGGAAGCUGUAAACGUCAUCCACACCACAGAUCUUAAGGAUCAAAAUGAAAUGCUUGGUAACCUUAGGAAAUUAGCGAUCUUGAAAGGAGAAAUAGAAAUUAAAAAGAAGUCAAUGGAAACACUGUACUCUCUAAGUCAGGAUCUCCUUUACGCUUUGAAAAAUACAGCAGUAUCUCAGAAACAUGAUGCAAGGUUAGACGACUUUGCUAAGAGGUGGGAUAAUCUUGUACAGAAGCUGGAGAACAGUAACAGACAGAUUUCACAGGCUGUCACCACCACUCAGACAUCACUAACACAGACAACUGUAAUGGAAACAGUAACUAUGGUGACUACCAGGGAACAAAUUCUUGUUAAGCAUGGCAAAGAUGAACUCCCGCCACCUCCCCCUCAGAAGAAAAGACAAAUCCUCAUGGAAUCAGAACUUAGGAAGAGAUUUGACGUUGAUUUAACAGAACUGCAUAGCUGGAUUACACGCUCUGAAGCUGUGCUGCAAAGCCCUGAAUUUGCAAUAUUUAAGAAAGAAGGAGACUUCACUGACCUCACAAAGAAAGUUAAAGCCAUAGAAAGAGAAAAGCCUGAGAAGAAUAGAAAGUUACAAGAGGCCAACAGAAAUGUCCAGGCACUGACCGAACAGAUGUUGAAUGAUGGCCUUAAUGCAGACAGCAUCAAACAGUCUUCUCAACAUCUGAACAGCCGGUGGACAGACCUCUGUCAGUUACUGAGCGAGAAACUUUCCUGGCUGGAAUAUCAAAAUAGCAUCAUUGCCUUUUACUCCCAGUUACAACAAUUGGAACAUGCAGCAAUUACAGCUGAACACUGGCUAAAAGCACAAACAACAGCCUCCGAAACAGGAGCAGUCAAAACCCAGUUACAGAAAUGCAAGGCUGAAGUUGGCCGUCUACUAGCUUUUAAGCCUUCAAUUGGAUCCUUGCAAGUUCAGGGAAAACAACUGAAAGAAAAGGAACAGGGGCCAAUGUUUCUGGAUGCAGAUGUAGCAGCUUUUCUCAACCACUACAAUCAAGUUCUUUCCAACUUGCAAUCUCGAGAAAAACAGCUUCAGAACAUUUUAGACAGUUUACCUCCAACACAGUACAAGGAGAAGAUGAGUACUAUCCUUCUGUGGAUCCAGCAGUCUGAAACCAAACUUGCUAUACCUCAGGUCACUGUUACUGAAUGUGAAAUUAUGGAACAUAGACUCAGGGAGCUAAAGGCCUUACAAAGUUCCCUGCAGGAACAUCAGGCUGAUAUGAACUAUCUCAGCAGAACUGCAGAGGAGUUAUCUAGCAAAGCACCUGCUGAUGUCAAGCAAAAGUAUUGGGCAGAAAUUGACCAAGCCCAAAGCCGUUGGCAGAUUUUAUCAAGCCAGAUAGCAGGACAAAGCCAAAAAUUAGAAGAAUUACUCAACAGACAUAAACAGUUCCAGAAUGAUCUUAAAACCUUAAAAAAGUGGAUGGCAGAAGUGAAUGUGUUCCUCAAUGACGAGUGGCCAGCCCUUGGGGAUUGUGAAGCACUUGAAAAACAGCUAGAACAGUGUAAUGCAUUGGUAAAUGACAUCCAAACAAUCCAGCCUAGUGUGAGCAGUGUCAAUGAUAUCGGACAGAAACUGAUCAGUAAAGCAGAACCAACCUACUUGCCAAAACUUCAGAGAGAUUUAGAUAACCUGAAUGAGCAAUGGGACCUGAUAUGUAAGCAGGCCUACACAAAAAAAUCGGCACUAAAAGCCGGCUUAGCGAAAACACGGAACCUUCGGAAAGAUCUGUCUGAGAUGCAAGAAUGGAUUUCACAAGCUGAAGACGAGUAUUUAGAGAGAGACUUUGAGUACAAGACACCAGAAGAAUUACAAAAAGCAUUACAAGAACUUAAGAGGGCAAAAGAAGACGCUAUACAGAAACAAGAAAAAGUGAAGCUCUUGACAGAGUCCGUGAAGAACGUCAUUGCAACAGUGCCAUCUGCUGCCCACGAGCCCUUGAAGAAAGAGCUGGAGGUUUUAGUCAGCAAUUAUGAAAGACUAUGCAGCAGGUUAAAUGGAAAGUGUGAAACGCUACAGGAGGUAUGGAAAUGUUGGCUAGAACUAUUAUCAUACCUGGAUGCUGAAAACAAAUGGAUUGAUGAAACUGAAGAAAAGCUGAAAACCACUGAGCAACCUAAAGGGUCACCAGAAGAGAUUUCACAUGCCUUAAAGUCCAUAGAAAAAAUCAUGAAACAUCCAGAAGACAAUCGGAAUCAAAUUAAGGAACUUGCUCAGACACUGACCGAUGGAGGUGUGAUGGAUGAACUGAUCAAUGAAAAACUGGAGAAGUUCAAUGCACGUUGGGAAGAAAUACAACAGGAGGCUGUAAGGAGACAAAAGGUUCUUGAACAAAGUAUUCAGUCUGCCCAGGAGAUUGACAAAGCCAUUCGCUUAAUUCAAGAGUCCCUUGGCACCACAGACAAACAACUGACAGGCUAUAUUUCAGAGAGAAUUGAUGCAGCACAGGUUCCACAAGAAGCACAGAAAAUACAGUCUGACCUAUUAAGCCAUGAAAUUAGCUUGGACGAAAUGAAGAAAAGAAACCAGGGAAAAGAAAUGUCUAAGAAGGUUCUUUUACAGAUUGAUAUAGCACAGAAAAAAUUGCAGGAAGUUUAUACGAAGUUCAGACUAUUUCAGAAACCAGCAAACUUUGAGCAGCGUCUUAUAGAAUCUAAAAGAAUUCUAGAUGAAGUGACCUUGGAAUUACCGAUUUUGGACAUGAAGAGUAUUGAGCAGGAUGAUGCUCAAACUCAGUUGGACCAUUGUAUGAAACUGUACAAAAUUUUAAGUGAAGUUAAAUCUGAAGUGGAGACAGUGAUAAAAACAGGCCGUCAAAUUGUCCAAAAACAACAAACCGAGAACCCAAAAGAUCUGGAUGAAAGGCUUACUGCUUUAAAGCUGCAAUACAAUGAGCUAGGUGCAAAGGUAACCGAGGGAAAGCAAGUGCUAGAAAAAUGUUUGAAACUCUCAAGAAAGUUGCGAAAAGAGAUGAGUAACUUAACUGAAUGGCUGGCCACCAUAGACACUGAAGUAACAAAGAGAUCAUCUGAGGAGGGGAUGCCAAUUAACUUACAGGAAGAGAUUGCCUGGAGCAAGACAACACAAAAAGAGAUGGAAAAGCGACAGCAACAACUAAAGAUUAUCCGAGAUUUAGGAGAUUCCCUCAAAGCUGUACUUGGAGACAAAGGCAAUCUUGUGGAUGAUAAACUUAGUCUACUUAAUAGCAACUGGCUAGCAGUAACAUCAAGAGCUGAAGAAUGGUUCCGCCUUCUGAUGGAAUACCAGAAGCAAAUGGAAUCUUUUAACCAAGGAAUUGCUAACACAACUACUUGGAUUAAUCAUGCAGAGCUAUUACUUGAUGAGAUGGAGAAACAAAAGCUACAACAAAGAGAAGAAACACUGAAGAUUUUGAAGUCUGAGCUUAAUGACAUGCAGCCAAAGGUGGAUUCAGUCCAUGAUCAAGCUAAGGAGUUAAUGGCAAACCAUGGUAAACACUGUAAGAAGAUAGUAGAGACCAAGAUUUUUGAACUUGACCAGCGAUUUACUCCCUUAUCCCAGAAAAUUAGGAGUGGAAAGGCAAUGGUUUCAUCUAAGGAACUGGAACAGUUUCAUUCUGAUAUGCAGAAAUUGCUUGAACCACUGGAGGCUGAAAUACAGUUAGGAGUGAAUAUCACAGAAGAAGACUUCAAUAAAGAUAUGAGUGAAGAUAAUGAUGGGCAGAUUAAAGAGUUGUUGCAAAGAGGAAAUAAUCUUCAACUCAAAAUUGGAGAUGACAAAAAGAGAGAAGAAAUCAAAAUGAAACAACAACUCCUACAAUCAAAACAUAAUGCUCUCAAGGAUUUGAGAUCUCAAAGAAGGAAAAAGGCCAUGGAGAUUUCUCAUCAGUGGUAUCAGUACAAAAGACAAUCUGAUGAUUUACUUAAAUGUUUGGAUGAUAUUGAAAAGAAAAUAGCUAGUCUUCCAGAACCCAAAGAUGAGCAGAAGCUUAAGGAAAUUGAUGGAGAAUUGGACAUGAAGAAAGAAGAACUGAAUGCAGUACACAGGCAAGCUGAACGUUUGUCUAAGGAUGGGGCUGCCAAAGCGGUGGAGCCAAAUUUGAUCCAUCUUAACAAACGCUGGCAAGAAAUUGAGAGCAAAUUUGCUCCAUUCCGACGACUACACUAUGCACAAAUUCAAACAGUUCAUGAAGAAAGCACUCAUGCAAUGAUUGAAGGAAUGAAAGUGGAUGCCUCUAAUGUGCCUUCUACAUACCUAGCAGAGAUUGCACGUCACCUACAGUUUAUUGCUGAGGUGGAUCUUCUACUUAACUCUUCAUAUCUGAAUAAAAAAGACUGUGAAGAACUUUCAAAACAAGAUGAGUGUCUCAAGAAUGCAAAAGAAAUCCUAGGGAGACUUUCAGGUCAAAUCGGGUUUACUCAAAGCAGAAAGAAAACAGUUCUCCAAUCAGCUACACCAAAAGAAAAUGAGAAGAUUCAACAAAAACUGGCAGAGCUUUCCUUCCAGUGGGAAAACAUCAACAAGCUCUACAGAGAUCGUCAAGAGAAGUUUGACAUGUCUCUGGAGCAGUGGAUGAAACUACAGGAUGACAUGAAUAACCUCAACCAGUGGCUAGGUGAAGCUGAGACAGUUCUUGCUGAUCAGCAAGGUGAAAUACGAGAUUUGGAGAAGGCUAAACAGCACCUGCAGAGGGUGAAGGCUCUUGAAGAUGGCAUAGCUGAACAGCUAGCUGUUGUAAAAACACUGAAUGUAUCUGGCGGAGAGAUUGCUGAGCAGUCCUCAGCUGCUGACGCUGCUCGUAUUAAGGAUAAUUUGACUGCCUUAAAUUCUCGCUGGAACACAAUUAACAGAAAGCUACAGGAGAGAAGACGAAAGCUUGAAGAAGAAAAGAGAAAGUUAUAUGGACUACAGGAAGACUUAAAUAAAUUUCGAACUUGGUUAGCAAAUGCAGAGGAAAUUGCUAAUACACCAGCGGAACAAGGGAAUGAGCCUCAGCUAAAUGAACUGCUAGAAAAAGUAAAGGUAAAAGUAGAAGAGCUUCUACCACAAAAGGAAGUUUUGAAACAAUUAAAUGAAACUGGAGGGACAGCAAUAGAAAGUACCACGAUAGCUCCAGAAGAAAAGCGGAAAAUCGAGGUUGGCCUAAAGGAGGCUAAUCAGCGUUGGAUAAAGGUGUCUAAAGAUCUGAAAGACAAGCAAAAUGAAAUUGAGGACCAGUUAAAGAACGUGUCUUUAUUUGAACUCCAGUUAAAUCAAUUGAUAUUGUGGGUUUCAUCUGUGAAAGAUCAGCUAUCAUUCUACAAUCAAGUGGGAAGACCAGGAGUAUUUAACAUAAAGGAAACAGAGGAUGCUCUAGCAGCUAAAAGGCCACAUGUGGAAGGUAUAUUGUCUAAGGGGCGCCAACUUCAAGCUGAGAAAUCCAUGCCCUAUCCUUUAAAGAGAAAGGUAGAAGAUCUGAAUACAGAGUGGAAUACAGUCAGUCUGUUACUCGAGGAAUUGAAAAGAAGACCUACUUGUGCAUCUUUUGGUGAUCGUCUUGCGCCAACUGCUUCUGUAGUGACUCAGACCCUCGUAACAACUGGAACAAGUACAGAAGAUAUGCCUUCUUCACUUCUUCUCGAGGUGCCAGCACUAGCUGAAUUCAGCAAGACAUGUGCUGACCUCAAAGACUGGCUUACUCUACUAGACCGUGUAAUAAAGGCUCAGAUUGUGACAGUGGGAGAUGUGGAAGAGAUCAAUGACAUGAUUAUUAAACAAAAGGUAACUCUGCAAGAUUUGGAACAAAAACGGCCCCAUUUGGAAGAACUAAUAACUGCGGCUCAGAACCUGAAAAACAAAACAAGCAACCCAGAAGCUCGAGCAGUGGUUACAGAUCGCAUUGAAAAAAUACAAAAUCAGUGGGAGGAAGUACAAUGCCACCUUCAGAAUAGAAGGCAACAGCUGCAGGAAAUGCUGAAGGAUUCCACCCAGUGGCAUGAUGCUCGUCACGAGGCAGAACAGAUGCUGGAAAAGGCAAAAGGACGUAUUGAAUCUUGGAAGGAGAUAUCAUAUACAGUUGAAUCACUGAAGACACAAAAUUCUGAUCUAAAGCAAUUUUCCAAGGAACUUCGUCAGGGGCAGAUAAAUGUUGAUGUAGCAAAUGAUUUGGCCUUAAAGCUUCUCCACGAUUAUUCCUCGGAUGACACCAGGAAGGUGGAGCUGAUGAGAGACAAUAUUAACAUCACCUGGACAAGAAUAAACAAAAGGGUAAAUGACCGUGAUGGUGCACUCGAAGCGGCUUUACGACUGUUGCAACAAUUUUACUUAGAUUUGGAAAAGUUCCUUGCAUGGCUUACAGAAUCGGAGUCCAUAGCCAAUGUCCUGCAGGAUGCGAAACAUAAAGACGGGAUCCUGGAAGACCCGAAAGGCCUCCAAGAAUUAAUGACGCAAUGGCAGGAAUUGCAAGCAGACAUCGAUGGCCACACAGAAGUAUUCCAUUCUUUGGAUGAAAAUGGACAGAAAAUCCUUAAAUCUUUGGAAGGGUCUGAAGAUGGCUCUCUCUUGUGCAGGAGACUUGAUAAUAUGAAUAUCCGGUGGAAUGAGCUCAGGAAAAAGUCCCUUAACAUCAGGUCUCAUUUAGAAGCCAGCACGGAGCACUGGAAGCGAUUACAUAUCUCUCUGCAGGAGCUUCUUGCAUGGCUGCAGCUGAAGAACGAGGAGCUAAAGCAGCAGGAGCCCAUUGGUGGGGAUGUUCCCAAACUGCAAAGCCAGAUUGACACGCAUCGGGUCUUCAAGAGGGAGGUAAAAUCCAAGGAGCCUGUUAUCAUGAGUGCACUUGAUACCGUGCAUAUAUUCCUAGCAGAACAUCCAUUUGAUGGCCUGGAGAAACUGUACCAUGAGCCAAGAGAACAUCACGUAGAAGAACAGUCCAAGAAUGUCAGCAGGAUCCUGCAGAAGCAGGUUGAUGAUGUAAGAAUGGAGUGGGACAAGUUGAACGUGCGUUCAGUUGAGUGGCAGAAAAAAUUAGAUGAUGCACUUGAAAGACUUCAGGAGCUCCAGGAUGCAAUGGAUGAACUGGACCAUAAACUACGUCAAGCAGAGGCGAUGAAAGGGUCCUGGCAGCCAGUGGGAGAUUUGCUGAUUGACUCGCUACAAGAUCAUAUAGGAAAAAUCAAGGCCUUCAGAGCAGAAAUAGCACCGAUAAAAAACAACGUUGAUCAAGUGAAUGAUCUUGCGUACCAGUUCAAAGCGACUGACAUCCAGUUAUCUCCUUAUAAUAUUAACCGCCUGGAAGAUUUAAACACAAGGUGGAAGCUGCUACAGGUGUCCAUUGUUGAACGCAUCAGACAAUUGCAUGAAGCCCACAGGGAUUUUGGCCCCACGUCUCAGCAUUUCCUUUCCACUUCAGUCCAGGGUCCAUGGGAGAGGGCUAUCUCACCAAAUAAAGUGCCAUACUACAUAAAUCAUGAUACUCAAACAACAUGCUGGGAUCAUCCCAAAAUGACAGAGCUCUACCAGUCUUUAGCCGACUUGAACAAUGUGAGAUUCUCGGCGUACAGAACUGCCAUGAAACUGAGGAGACUGCAGAAAGCUCUGUGCUUGGAUUUAUUGGGCUUGUCUGCAGCUUGUGAUGCCUUGGACCAGCACAACCUCAAGCAGAACGACCAGCUUAUGGACAUCUUGCAGAUUAUUAAUUGCUUGACCACAAUUUAUGAUCGACUGGAGCAAGAGCACAACAACCUGGUGAACGUGCCCCUCUGCGUGGACAUGUGCCUGAACUGGCUCCUGAAUGUUUAUGACACGGGUCGGACUGGAAGAAUCCGUGUGCUGUCUUUUAAAACUGGUAUUAUAUCCCUAUGUAAAGCACAUUUGGAAGACAAGUACAGAUAUCUUUUCAAGCAAGUUGCAAGCUCUACUGGAUUUUGUGACCAACGAAGACUGGGUCUUCUCCUUCAUGAUGCUAUUCAGAUUCCAAGGCAGCUGGGUGAAGUGGCCUCCUUUGGUGGAAGUAACAUAGAGCCCAGUGUCAGGAGCUGCUAUCAAUAUGCUAACAAUAAGCCAGAAAUUGAGGCAGCUUUGUUUCUGGAUUGGAUGAGGUUGGAGCCGCAGUCAAUGGUUUGGCUACCGGUGCUUCACAGAGUUGCUGCUGCAGAAACUGCCAAACACCAAGCCAAGUGUAAUAUCUGUAAAGAAUGUCCAAUUAUCGGUUUCAGGUAUAGAAGUUUAAAGCACUUUAACUAUGACAUCUGCCAAAGCUGCUUCUUUUCUGGCCGUGUUGCAAAAGGACACAAAAUGCACUAUCCAAUGGUGGAAUAUUGCACUCCUACAACAUCUGGAGAAGAUGUACGCGACUUUGCAAAGGUUUUGAAGAAUAAGUUCAGAACAAAAAGAUAUUUUGCAAAACACCCAAGAAUGGGUUAUCUUCCUGUUCAAACUGUCCUGGAAGGAGACAAUAUGGAGACUCCUGUUACACUGAUCAACUUCUGGCCAGUAGAUUCUGCCCCUGCUUCAUCUCCCCAGCUAUCACACGAUGACACUCACUCACGAAUUGAACAUUAUGCUAGCAGGCUAGCUGAAAUGGAAAAUAGCAAUGGCUCCUACCUAAAUGAUAGCAUUUCACCCAAUGAAAGCAUAGAUGAUGAACAUUUGCUUAUCCAGCACUACUGCCAAAGCUUGAACCAAGAGUCCCCACUGAGUCAGCCCCGGAGCCCUGCCCAAAUACUUAUCUCCUUGGAGAGUGAAGAGCGAGGGGAGCUUGAGAGGAUCCUUGCUGACUUGGAAGAGGAAAACAGAAAUUUACAAUCGGAGUAUGAUAGACUGAAGGAGCAGCAUGACCAUAAGGGGUUGUCCCCACUACCUUCCCCUCCAGAAAUGAUGCCAGCCUCCCCACAGAGUCCACGAGAUGCAGAACUCAUAGCAGAAGCCAAGUUACUGCGCCAGCACAAAGGACGUCUGGAAGCCAGAAUGCAAAUCCUGGAAGAUCACAACAAGCAACUGGAGUCUCAAUUGCAUCGGCUUAGACAGUUGCUAGAGCAGCCGCAAGCUGAGGCAAAGGUCAAUGGUACAACAUUUUCCUCUCCUACUCCCUCGCUGCAGAGAUCAGAGAGCAACCAGCCCAUGUUGCUUCGUGUAGUUGGCAGCCAAACAUCUGAAACCAUGGGUGAGGAUGAUGUUCUUAGUUCUCCACAUGACACAAGCACAGGAUUAGAGGAAGUCAUGGAGCAGCUAAACAACUCUUUCCCAACCGUAAGAGGAAGAAAUGUCCCUGGAAAGCAAAUGAGAGAGGAAACAAUGUAGGAAAUCUCUUCCACAUGGCUGAUGAUUUGGGAAGAGCGAUGGAAACUUUAGUCACAAUUAUGACUGAAGACGAGGUGUUGGAUUGACAUCUCCCUACACACCGCAUGUGUUUUUAUAUACUAUCUUCGUACAACAAAAAGGGGAUUAGACUGUAAGAGUUUACAAGAAAAUAUCUAUAUUUUUGUGAAGGGUAGUGGUACUAUACUGUAGAUUUCAGUAGUUUCUUAAGCCUGUUAUUGUUUUGGUAACAAUGGCAGAUUUUCAAUGUCUAUGCAAUUGUACAAAACCAAUAAGAAAACUACAUGUAAAAUCUUGAUAGCUUAAAAAAAAAAAAAAAUCUUGCCAUUUCUUUUUACAGAGGGCAAUUUUGGGUUGUUUAAAAAAAUUUAUAUCCGUUAUAAUGAACGAUUGUAAACUAAAGUGUGCUUUAUAAAGAAGAAAAUGUUUAUACAAAAUCCCUUU
Messenger RNA from Bufo gargarizans (Asiatic toad), 11693 nucleotides. It is a transcript of the gene DMD, whose product is annotated as dystrophin. The record is from RefSeq and is a predicted model, not a curated record. Gene Ontology annotation, cellular component: plasma membrane. Gene Ontology annotation, molecular function: protein binding; zinc ion binding. The transcript has 79 exons. NCBI's taxonomy places the organism in Eukaryota, Metazoa, Chordata, Amphibia, Anura, Bufonidae. Gene Ontology annotation, biological process: synaptic signaling. Bases 156 to 11231 code for a protein of 3691 amino acids.